Messenger RNA from Dictyostelium purpureum, 1527 nucleotides. RefSeq lists its product as uncharacterized. The record is from RefSeq and is a predicted model, not a curated record. Gene Ontology annotation, molecular function: ATP binding; protein binding; protein kinase activity. The transcript has 3 exons. NCBI's taxonomy places the organism in Eukaryota, Evosea, Eumycetozoa, Dictyosteliales, Dictyosteliaceae. Gene Ontology annotation, biological process: protein phosphorylation. Bases 1 to 1527 code for a protein of 508 amino acids.
AUGAUAACUAUAGAUAGCUUUGGAUUAGUCAAUAUUAAAAAUAAAAACAUUUUAAAUUGGUCAUUAGAAGAUGUGUCUAAUUGGUUGCGAUCAAAAGAUUUGGAAAAAUUGGUAAAUAGUUUUUCAGAAAAAAAAAUCGAUGGUAAUUUCUUAUUGGGUAUCAAUGAAGGUGAUUUUGAUAAAUUAGGUAUCACAGGUAUUCCUAGGGGUAAAAUAUUAAAAUUUGAAGAUGCACUCUCUGAACUAAAAAUGGAACACAAUACUUUAAUCACCUCAGAAAUUCCAUCUUUGUUUGUAAAUGAUGAACAAACAUCCCCCCUUCCUGAAAUUGUAGAUUUUAAAGAUUAUAAUCAAACACUGAUUGGGAAAGGUGGUUUUGGUAAAGUUUAUAAAAUGGUACACAAAACCAAUGGCUCAACAAUGGCAAUGAAACAAAUACUAAUAUUAGAAAAUACAAAGAUUUUUGAAGAAGUUAAAAUUUUAUCAAAACUAAAACAUGAUAAUAUUAUUAAAAUUCUUUCAUACCAAAAUGAUGAAAAUCAUUUAUCAAUUUUUUUUGAAUAUUUUCCAGAUUCAAUUUCCUCUGUAUAUAAAACAAAUGGUGCUUUUAAGGAAUCAAGCUGUAGAACUAUUAUAACAGGUGUGUUAAAUGCAUUGGUUCAUAUUCAUAGUGAAAAAAUAGUACACAGAGAUCUUAAAGGAGAUAACAUUUUACUAAAAGGUGACCAUCCAUACAUAGCAGACUUUGGCUUAUCUCACAACUUUGAUAGAGAAUCACAUUCAAAGUUUUAUAGCAACGCUGGUACACACUUUUGGCAAUCGCCAGAGGUUAGAUUAAAUACUAUUGGUGAAUGUGGGAGAUCAAGUGAUAUUUGGAGUCUCGGUUGUACAAUCGUUGAAAUGUUAGUAGGUGGUAAUCCUUGGCAAAACAUUAAAGUUGAAGAUGGGUACCACCCACCAAUUCCACCAAAUUUAUCAGUAAAUUUAAGAGAUUUUUUAAAUGCUUGUUUUUUAAUAUCACCUGAAUUCAGACCAUCUGCUAAAAAGUUGCUCAACCACCCAUGGAUUCAAGGUAAACCAGAUCUCUUAAAAGAAAUAACAAAAAAAGAAAAUAUAACAUCAAAUUUACUUCUUAAUGAAUUUAUAUCGAAAGGUGCAUCUCAAAUAUCACAUGGUUGUAAAGCAGAUGAAUUUAAUUUUGACCCUAUUAAAUAUUCCAGAUCAAUUGAAUACAAACAGGAUCUUGAAGCUCAAAAAGAAUCAAAAUCCAAAUUGGGUCAAGAAAGAAGUAAACAAAUACUAGAUGAGUUUGAUGGUAUUUGUAGAAACAUGUCCAUCAUUAAUAUAGGAGAUUAUUUCAUUCAUAUAAAUGAAGAGCUAAAAAAAGUCUUUAAAAAUUUUGACACUUUACUUUUAGGCAUUUUUUUGACCGCUAUAAAAAAAAAACUUGUUAAUAAUAUUAAAGAGGUUACUUUGGAAAUAACCAGAGGAAUAACAUAUUCCGAAAGAGUAAAGUUGUCUGUUUAA